Messenger RNA from Brassica oleracea var. oleracea, 1472 nucleotides. RefSeq names its product protein ENDOSPERM DEFECTIVE 1-like. NCBI's taxonomy places the organism in Eukaryota, Viridiplantae, Streptophyta, Magnoliopsida, Brassicales, Brassicaceae. Gene Ontology annotation, cellular component: centrosome; cytoplasm; nuclear microtubule. Gene Ontology annotation, biological process: centrosome cycle; spindle assembly. Bases 76 to 1344 code for a protein of 422 amino acids. The record is from RefSeq and is a predicted model, not a curated record. The transcript has 6 exons. Gene Ontology annotation, molecular function: microtubule binding.
UCUUUCCUUCUUCCUCCUCUGUUCUAGUUUUCGAAGAUAGUCAAUUACGGUUUGGUUAAUAUCUCGUCGAUUGCAAUGGAAGCGAGAACCGGCCGGUAUGUUCAAGAGCAUCCAUCGACGCCGGCGCCGGUUCCUCCGCCUUCAACGCGGCGGCCAAGGGUGAGAGAAGUCAGCUCGAGAUUCAUGUCUCCGGUUUCUUCUUCUUCCUCCUCCGGCGGAGAUCUCCAUUCGAAUUCUCCGAGGCAUCUUAACCACAAUCACCAACAGCACCAGAAGUCUAGACGGCAGUUGAAAUUAUCAGACGGAGGUGAGAACCGAUCUUCCGAGACUGCGCGUAGCCUACACUCGCCUUUUCCUCUUCAACAAAAACGAUCAAAGCCGUUGAAAGAGAACCGUCUCGACACUCCGACGACGGUGCUACCUCCUCCGUCCAGAUCUCGAUUGAACCAACAGCGUUUGCUUACCUCCUCAGCGGCGGCUAGGCUUCUCCGGUUAUCUGUCUCCACGGACGGUGAAGAAGACUACGACAGAGAGAAAUCCAACGGCUCAGAUCACGCAAAGCUCUUCAACACUCCCGCCUCCUCACCUCUUCGCCGAUCCCUGAGUUCAUCUUGCCACGACGUUAGAGCUUCACUGUUGAUUAAAGGUUCGUCAUUGCCUCCCGUGGCACCUAACUCGAAGAGUCAAGCCGAUACGAAGAGACAGAAGAAAGCUUUAGGACAACAAGUGGAUACACACUGUCUGAAACUGCUUCAGAACCGCUACUUGCAAUGGAGAUUCGCAAAUGCAAGUGCUCGGGUCAAAACACAAGCUCAGAAAGCUCAAGCCGAGAGGAUGUUUUACUCGCUCGGUUUGAAAAUGUCAGAGCUCUCCGACUCUGUGCAGAAGAAACGCUUAGAAUUGCAAAGACUAUUAAGAGCAAAAGUUGUGAAGGAGAUUGUGGAGUCUCAAAUUCCUUAUUUAGAACAAUGGGAAACUCUUCUUGAAGAAGAAUACUUAACUUCAGUAUCAGAAACAUCCGAAGCUUUAUUGAAUGCUUCGUUGAGGCUCCCUCUUGAUGCUGAUAUCAAAGUUGAGACUAAAGAGUUAGCUGAAACACUUGAUGUUGCCUCAAAGUCAAUGGAAGGCAUUGUGCAAAACAUUAGAAACUUUCUGCCUAAGACACAAGAGAUGGAGCCGUUGAUGUCCGAACUAGCUAGAGUAAGCAGCAAUGCAAAAGCAUCAGCAGAAGACUGUGGAGUUGGAUUGCUUAAGACACAUUCAUCACAUAUUGAAGAAUGCUAUCUUAGAAGUCAGCUUAUUCAGCAGAAGUGUGAACUCCAAGGGAGCAAAUAUUUUGUUUGAUGAUCUCUACCCAGAAUGGGGUUACCUUUACCAUACGGUCAAGCACUGCAACAUACACACACAAGCAUUGAAGCUCAAGUAUUCUUGCGGGAAAUAAUAAAAUUUCGACCAGUUACUUACAUUUAGUA